Messenger RNA from Filobasidium floriforme, 1608 nucleotides. Its product is annotated as major facilitator superfamily domain-containing protein. The transcript is spliced from 9 exons. Lineage: Eukaryota; Fungi; Basidiomycota; Tremellomycetes; Filobasidiales; Filobasidiaceae. Gene Ontology annotation, molecular function: transmembrane transporter activity. Gene Ontology annotation, biological process: transmembrane transport. The record is from RefSeq and is a predicted model, not a curated record. The coding region runs from base 1 to 1608 and encodes 535 amino acids.
AUGUCGAAGACCUUCCGUCGGCUAUUGGGCCUGGUCUACGCUCCUCUUCGACAAUGGCGAGGCUUGGAUACCAUCUCGCCACAAGAUCUCGUGGUAGAUAGCAUCGCAUCGAGCCCAGAAUCUAGCUCGGCUGAGUUGGAAAAGGCGAACAAGGGCAGGCUGGAUGAGUUGGGACUUGGGUUUGAGGAAGGGGAGGUGGUCGUCGUCUCGCUGGACGGGACGCCGGGAGCCGACCCGAAACGAUGGUCCCCAGCCUACAAAGCUUUCGUCCUCGCCAACGUCACCAUGAUCGCUGUCCUCAUCACCUAUGUCUCGUCCAUCUCGGCCGCUACUACCGAGGCGCUGUCGACCGAGUUUGGAGUGAGCUUGGAGUUGGCUCAGUUGAGUACGGCGAUCUUUCUCUUCGGGUUCGCAUUCGGUGCACUUCCCGUAGCUCCGCUCUCGGAGAAGUUUGGUCGACAGCCCAUCUACCUGGUCACCUUGCUCGUCUCGUCCGUAUUCACCAUCGGCACGGGAGCGUCGAGGACGUUUGCGCAGGUCUUGGUCACGAGGUUCUUUGCCGGGGCAUCAGGAGCCGCCGUUUUGGCUGUAGCCGGAGGAUCCCUGAACGACAUCUAUAAUCCCGUCGAGCGUGGGUACGCCUUUCCCAUCUAUGCCGGUGCAGGUUUUAUGGGUCCUAUGGCCGCCCCUGUCAUAGGAACUGCCAUCUCCCAGUUCUGGGAUUGGCGCUGGAACUACUACCUGUGCGGGAUUGUCGGAUGCGUUUUGGCCCUGUUCUUGUCGGCGUUUUGUCCAGAGACGUUGGGCGAGGUGAUAUUGUUCGAAAAGGGCAGGGUGUUGUGGAAACGGUCGCAGCGAGAGGGUGAGACGUCCGCCGGACCUGCUAUUCGGAGACCUCUGCGGAAAAAGACGCCGUUUGGCAAGUUCUUGCAGAUCGUCUUGCUCAAAGCCCUGACGAUGCUCGUUCACGAACCCGUCAUCAUCUACCUCACCUCGCUCCUUUCGCUCGCCUACUUUGUCUUUUUCGGAUACCUGGAAGCCCUCCCCGUCAUCUACGGCGAUAUUCACGGGUUGGAACUCUACCAAGUCGGACUCUGUUUCGUCCCGAUCCUCAUCGGCGCCGGACUCGCCACUCUAGGGUCGAUGCCGUUAGCUCGUGCCUAUGCACGAGAAACUAAACGGGGAUCGACGAUGCCUCCUCCCGAGCGUCGGUUGAUACCGCUCAUCAUCGGAGGGUUCGUCCUGCCCAUCUCGUUGUUCUGGCAAGGUUGGGCCGGGGGAUAUGCAGGGGUCAGCAUCUGGGCGUCGCUACCUAGCGGACUCGGGGUUGGGUUCAGCACGGUCUUCAUCUUCAUCUCGACUUACCAGAUGCUAAUCGAUACGUAUCACGCCCACGCGAGUAGCGCGAUCGCCGCCAACGUCAUGGUCCGGUAUUGCUUUGCCGGAGGGGCGGUAAUGGCGGCUCGACCAAUGUUCAUCAACAUGCGGCCUCAAUGGGCUUGCACUCUGCUAGGAUGCGUCGCCAUCGCCAUGAUCCCGUUUUCGUUUAUAUUCUACUACAAGGGCGAAAAGAUCAGGCAGAUGUCGCGAUUUGUACCGACAGACUAG